UGAGCGAUUUGGUUGGCUUUGGUUGGGUCGUUUGGCGUUCGGUCUGCGAAAUGGUCUUCAAAUUCACAAAUCGAGCCGCACAUUUGUUUAUUGCGUUGCUAUCCAUAUUUAUCUCAAUGGCUGGCAUUGUGUGCGUCGAUCGAUUGCCCGAAGCGCUUAAGCAGGAUCAGCUGAUUGUGAAUCACAUUUGCCUGCUGCAGAUUAUUGCGAGCGUUCUAUUAAUUGUGGGCUCCCUCAAGCGCAAGCAUUCGUAUUUCGGGCCUUGGCUGCUGAUAGCAACUCUAUUCGCUUAUACUUUGAUUUACAAAAGCAUAGACUAUUGGCUAAUUGCGUGGAUCGAUAUAAGGGCUACCCUGGGAAUCAUAUGUCUGCUUUACAUUAUAGCAGGUUUCUGGCUUUACUACAUCCACGCCGUUUAUCAGGACUUUCGGAAUAAGUGGGGAAAUGGUGAUGAAGGAGUAACUCAUCUAAAUAUGGUUUAAUAAAUUGCUUACAAGAGAA
This is a messenger RNA of Drosophila mojavensis, 501 nucleotides long. RefSeq lists its product as uncharacterized. The transcript has 4 exons. NCBI's taxonomy places the organism in Eukaryota, Metazoa, Arthropoda, Insecta, Diptera, Drosophilidae. The coding region runs from base 51 to 482 and encodes 143 amino acids. The record is from RefSeq and is a predicted model, not a curated record.